Molecule: messenger RNA, 5640 nt
Organism: Pipistrellus kuhlii (Kuhl's pipistrelle)
Lineage: Eukaryota; Metazoa; Chordata; Mammalia; Chiroptera; Vespertilionidae
Gene: SHC4
Product: SHC adaptor protein 4
Exons: 12
Coding region: 1577-3472 (631 amino acids)
Biological process (GO): intracellular signal transduction; cell surface receptor protein tyrosine kinase signaling pathway
Cellular component (GO): plasma membrane
Molecular function (GO): receptor tyrosine kinase binding
Source: RefSeq, a predicted model, not a curated record
UAAUUUUUGAAUGAAUGAAUUAAUGAAUGAAUGAACAAUUCACACGCAAGAGCCUUGCUCCACCAGCAAAUGGCACCUUCAGCAGUGGUUUUCCUGUUUCCUCAGGCAUGUGACUCCCGCACCCUGCAGUGUUUCAGCAGCUUCCUCUUCCCGGCUCCUGAAGAACCUGCUUCUCCUCUCCCGGCUUCCUCCCCGGCUUCCUGUGUUGCCAAGCCUCUUGCCGUUGUCAUCACGUCUUCAGAAAGCAGCGGAUAGGUACAGGAAGUUGCUCCAGACAGGAGAUGAAACCAGCAAUCAAUUAAAAAAAAAAAAAAAAGACUAUGUUUCUAAGAAAAAUGCAUCACCGGCUUCCCGCAGGAGUUACGUACCAUAUGUCCUAAUAUCCAUGGAACAAUGCCUCUCCUUUUUAGCUCUUUCUGCUUGGCUCCCCUGGCCAUCUCAACGAGAAAAGGAAAUGGAUCUUUUAACCGGCGGCUGCCCAGCUCACCGAUGAUUUAUAUCGAUAGUAAAUGAAGGCCUUUCCUUUUAACCCUUUCACCGGACACGUCCCUCCACCUUGCUUUCUCCUGGCUACUCGCUUAGUAUAUUUAUGGUGCAUGAGUCACCAAGCUGCCGCCUGAUUGGAUGAAAACCAAGCACCUCUGAGACCAUCCGUCAAUUACAGCUAUUCUCAGCUCCAUUCACAGAUUUAUUAGCUUGCACACACACAGAGAAAUUCAUUCAGCGAAGUUCAUUCAUAAAAAUUUCAACACUCUGCGUACCAUCAUCCCGCACAUCUCAGCCUUCCGCAGCCGCCGCCGCCGCGCUCCCGAAAGAAGCUCCGCGAGGGAGGGAUGCUCUGGGCCCGGCGGGCCGGAGGGGAGGGGAUGCGCGGGACUCGGAGGGACCACAAGUCCCUGAAAUGAUGCCGGGCGGCUCCGGUCACUAGGACUCCUGGCUGGUGGCCCGGACGGAAUGCAAGACAAGAUCUUCCAAGAGAGGGCAGCCAUUAGAAUCCAGAAACUCAGGCAGAAAGCCCGUUGGCUCCUCUAGACCUUUUCUUUCUUUCCUUUUUUUUUUCCUUUUUCUUUUUUAAAUGGGCAAUCACCGGGACAAAGGGUUAAUAGGCCAGCCAUUGCCCCGCCCUGUGGGAGCCGGAGGGAGCAGGUUUGAAAGUUCCUGUGUGCCGAGGGGCGGCUGCGGGUGGGGGCGGGGGCGCUGAGUAUCUCUGCAACCUCCUCCUCCUGCUUCGCGGGCGAUGCUGCGGGGCCCGCUGGCCGGGGCCGGGCCGGGAUCCGGUCCCCAGAGUUGGCCUUGAGCGAUCCCCGCCCGCCGGGAGCCGGGAGCCGGGACCCAGCCCAGGCUUACCCAGCCAGGAGUCCAGGCGAGAGAACCCCGGGUGCUGAAGGACUGGAAGCCGGGGCGCCGCCUGCCCUCUCGGCUGUCACCCCCUGGAGCUCGGCCACCGAGCCGAAGAGGUGGCCACGGGGCGCGGGGACAUUGGCUUUCGCACCGGUCGUCUAUCCAGCAGGUCAUCUAUCCAGCAGACGAGGCGGCGGUUCAUGCAGCAGGACCCGGUGCCGGCCCCGCCAAGGCUAUGCGAGAACGCAGCCCGGACGGCUUGGCAGGACUUGCGCUGCAUGUAGGGCUGCUCGGGCACCCCGGGAUGCUGCACAGGGCCAAGUACAGCCGCUUUCGGAACGAGUCCGUCACGUCCCUGGACGAAGGCAGUCCCGGAGGCUCCUCCGUCGGAAGCAAGGGCUCCCCGCAGCCCCCCUACCCCGCACUGGCCCCGCACCUGCCGGAGGAAGAUGCUCCCUCGGCGCCCCAGGAGAGCCCCACCCCACUGUGCACCUUGAUCCCGCGCAUGGCCAGCGUGAAGCUGGCCAACCCGGCCACCCUGCUGAGUCUGAAAAACUUUUGCUUGGGGACCAAAGAGGUGCCCCGGCUGAAGCUCCAGGAGAGCCAGGAUCCGGCUCCCAGCAGCCCGGCCUCGCCCGAACACAGUCUGAACAGGUCCGGGUCUGCCCCUCCGCAGCAGCAGGACUUGGUGGGGCGCCGGGCGAGAGCCCGAACUCCCGAUGCCUGCCCCUUCCCGGGCCCCGGGGAGCCGGCCGCGGGGAGCAGGCCGGACAGGCACUUCCUGCAGCACCUGUUGGGGAUGGGCAUGAACUUCUAUGUGAAGUACAUGGGCUGUAUCGAAGUGCUGCAGUCGAUGAGGUCACUGGAUUUUGGAAUGAGGACUCAAGUUACAAGGGAAGCAAUAAGCCGUCUGUGCGAACCUGUCCCCGGGGCAAACGGAGCCACUAAAAAGCGAAAGCCUCCAGUUAAGUUUCUAUCAACAGUUCUUGGCAAAAGUAAUCUUCAGUUUUCGGGGAUGAAUAUAAAACUGACCAUCUCAACAUGCAGCCUUACAUUAAUGAAUCUUGACAACCAACAGAUUAUUGCAAAUCACCACAUGCAGUCUAUUUCAUUUGCCUCUGGAGGGGAUCCUGAUACUACAGACUAUGUUGCCUACGUAGCUAAAGAUCCAGUUAAUCAACGAGCCUGCCACAUUUUGGAAUGCCGCAGUGGAAUGGCCCAAGAUGUCAUAACUACCAUAGGGCAGGCUUUUGAGCUCCGGUUUAAACAAUAUUUGAAAAAUCCUUCUUUGAGUACUUCCUGUGAAAGUGAGGAGGUGCAUAUUGAUGGCCCUGCUGAGGAGAGAGACGAUCAUGAGUAUUACAAUGAAAUACCAGGAAAGCAGCCACCCGUGGGUGGUGUUUCAGAUGUGCGGGUCAGAGUUCAAACCACGGAACAGAUGGCUUACUGCCCCAUACGGUGUGAAAAGUUGUGCUAUUUGCCUGGGAACUCCGAGUGCAGCAACGUCUAUGAGAACUGUUUGGAGCAAAGCAGGGCCAUCGGUAAUGCCCACGAGAGAGCAGUGUCGUCCCCAAGAGACGCCUCGUUAAUGAAGAACACCUGCCGAGUGGAUCUCUUCGACGACCCCUGCUACAUCAACACGCAGGCUCUCCACAGCGCCCUGGGCUCUGCCGGGAACCACAGCUCCGCCCAGCCGCUGGGGAGCCUGUGGCGCCGAGAAAAAGCACCCGAAACUGUUCAGCCCAGUGCCACGGCGCAGCCGGCCGGCUCCCAGUCUUUGCCGCACAUCCAGCAGCAGCUGAGGAGUGAAGACUGCUACCAUGGCAAGCUGAGCAGGAAGGCGGCAGAGAACCUCUUAGUAAAGGAUGGGGACUUUCUGGUUCGAGAGAGUGCCACCUCUCCGGGCCAGUAUGUGCUGAGUGGCCUCCAGGGAGGCCAGGCAAAGCAUCUUCUUCUGGUGGAUCCCGAAGGCAAGGUAAGGACCAAGGAUCACAUAUUUGAUAAUGUUGGCCAUCUUAUCAGAUACCACAUGGAUAAUAGUUUGCCAAUCAUCUCUUCUGGAAGUGAAGUAAGCCUUAAACAACCAGUGAGAAGAGAUAAUAUUCCAGAACUUUUGCAUUUAAACAAAUGAUAAUAUGGAAAUACCAUCACACUGGUAAUUCAAGAAACUCCAUUUUGUGUUAGAACACAAGGAUGAUUCAAACUUGGUUUCUAGAUACAUAGAACAUAAACUGUGAAGUGCAUCUUUUGAGACCGUCAUGGACUAACGAAAAACUGAUUUUCAGAAAGUGGAAGUCACAAGAGGGGAAAGGAUUGGUCCAUUUGAGAAGUUAUACGUAUGCACGGAUGUCACUUUUUAAGGCCAUAUUGCAUUGAUAACAAGCUAAAAGCACAAUUAAAAUCUCACAUGCUAAAGACAACUUGAAUGAACUGCUGGGGCAGUGGUAUGUGCCUUUCAACUUGAUCAUUAGGGGACAUUUUCAUAUUGGGGAGAUGAGUUCUAAGUGUCUUUGUAUUCGAUAACUACAGAACCAUUUGCCAAAAAAACAAAAAACCUUUCCUUGUUACAGAAAUAAGGAGCAAUUUGCUUGAUGGAUAUUGACUUUCAUUUUUCUGUUUACUAGCACUUUCACUGCAAUGUUAAAAUAAAUUUGACAUUGAAUCUGGACUGUGUCUAUGGCAGUGGAAUCAAAUCAAAAGCCACUGAAAGCACUGGUCUCUUGCACUGACUGGUCCCAUUUGCUGGUUAAAGAAUUGGGGCCCAAAUUGUGUGGCCUAGUCUUUCUUGAUUUUUGCUAUUUGGACUGUCUGUAUGCGGCAUGUGACAAGCUGAAGCGGCCGAAUCUAGUAGUCAUUUCUGAUUUCAUCAUAUUUCUCCCUCCAUCCCUCUGCCCACCAAAAGAAAAGCUCAUGAGUACAUGGAUUUAAAAGACAUCAAACAGACCAGUGUUCUUCCUAAUUAACAUCCACAUUGGUUCUAUUAUUAUUUAAAAUGCAGAAUUUAUUUGAAGGGAUGGGGAGAUCUCCUCCUGAUUGGCUGUGACUGCAUGAUGUUCCCUCACCUUUCCUAGAUAAGAUCAGGCCUAAUGCAGAAGGGAGAAAACAUAGUGAAUGAAACAGUCAGAAAGGUUUGCCAUGUAGAGACGCAGUGGUAAAGUGAUGGUAUAAUUAAGCGCUAUGUAGAGGAAAGCACUGGGCUGGCUGUCAUCAGGGUGACCACGAGCAAAUUGCUGAACCUGUCUGGAUUCCCAUUUCCAUGUUUCUAACAUGAGAGAGUUGGGUUAGUGUCCGUUUCAGCCCUCCCAUAAGUCUAUAAAAAGCAAGAUUCCCAUUUAAUGGCGGUCAAUGUUGAUCACCGGUCUGUAUAGUUAAGGUGAAAACUUCAGUAUUUUCUUUUAGUCUGUGUCUAUACUCAGAAUGAAUGGCACAACUGAGAUCAACAUUCAGAUAGAGGACACCCCAAGCCUUUCAGUAAAAAACAUUGAAACUGGAAUAACAUAAGUAAAUAUGGUAGAAAUGGAUCUGGUUGUUUUAAGUAGCAAGAAAACUGCUUCAGUUCUUUACUUUCCUUUGCAUGUAGAUAUAUGGCCAUUACUAUAAAGUGUUUUUUCACCUUCAGUUAUCUGGAUAAUAGUCUUAACUCCACCUUCAUUUUGGCUAUGUAGAUCCAACUUAGUAUUUGUAAUUGUGAUAUAUUUGCUAAGUUUUAAAUAAAACGUGGGAAACUUCUUUUGGAUAGAAAUAAUCAGAAAUCAAGCAUACCGAACUAAUAUUUUUAUGAAAAGUUUUAUGAUUUUACUUGAUUUCAUCUAUUAACUUCUUAGACAGGUUUGUUUCCUUCUAUACAACUAGGAAAGAAUGUAUUUUUCAUCAAUUUUGCAUUACAUCUUAGAUCUUGAUUAUCUGUCCUCAUAAAGGAAGGGGUUUAGGAGGAUAUAAAUCUUAGAGACUUAUGGGUGAUCUAAUCACCUUUAUCAGAGACAGAGAAGGGCUGUCUCAGCCUGCAGAGUAGUGUUCCUUGGGUAGCAAGAAAGAGUUCUUGGUCCAAAAAAAUGCAGAGAGCAUACAUGAUGUGAGCGUACAUGACUGUGAUGGUAUCUUAGUUGGAUGAGCAAAUACCAUACUUACAAAUACCGCAGACACAGUGAAAAUAGAAAGAAACAACAAAGGAAAUGUUUGAUUGCAUGCUCUUUUACUGACACACUCUCAUAUUCAUCUGUCUGAAAGUGGAAAUCCAUUUGACUAUAAAUACCUGUAAAUGACUUUUCAGAAAAAUAAAUGAUUAUUACUUUGUGACUA